Molecule: messenger RNA, 1947 nt
Organism: Oppia nitens
Lineage: Eukaryota; Metazoa; Arthropoda; Arachnida; Sarcoptiformes; Oppiidae
Product: protein asteroid homolog 1-like
Exons: 1
Coding region: 52-1938 (628 amino acids)
Source: RefSeq, a predicted model, not a curated record
UACAUAAUCUCAUUCAUAAUCACUUAAAUCAAAUCAAAUUUCUUUAAAAUUAUGAUGAUUUCAGACUUCGUUGACUUUAUUAACUCACAAACAGAUAUCACACAACCAAUUGAAUUGAGAGACACUAAAGUCCUUAUCGAUGGCCAUCACAUACAACACGAACUGUACUUUGAAGCGAGUCGUCAACACAGAGAUGACAAUUAUGGCACCAAUUAUGCACACUUUGCUGAUACCAUCACAAGCUUUGUAAGACGUCUUCAGAUUUGCCAAGUCGUGCCAAUUAUUAUCUACAACGGAUCCAUUGAUCCAACCAAAUAUGAUAAUGCAUUUAACGAUAGAAUUAAAGAAAUUCAAAAUCUGGUUAAAGAUGAUUACCGGUGCCGUCGACUUCAAUCACCCACUCUUUGUAAUUAUGUGUUCACUUCAGUUCUUCGUAAUCUAAACAUCGAAAUAAUUCAGAGCUGUUCUCAGCCGUGGAUACAAAUGGCUUCUUUGGCAGACAAACUUAAAUGUCCGUUAGUUUCAAAUAAGAAAUGCUUUUAUUUUAUGGACAAUGAUAUUGCCGUCAUAUCUAAACUUCCAAUCAAAAGAAGGCAAUUAUCGUUUAGCACUUCCAGAAAGCUUUGGUUUUUAAAAUGCAAAGCCUAUCACUCAAGUUCUUUGCAAAAGAGAUAUAAAGGAUUUAGAAAAGAAUUAUUACCAUUAAUUGGUGUUCUUCUGGAAAGACGUUUACUUGAUUUUAAUGGCAUCGAUGGCAUGAGAAAUGAGAUCUUUCGCAACUGUAAUCACAAAAUAGAUGUAUUGAUGGAAUGGAUAACAACCAAGAGCUUCGACAAAGUAUUAGAGUCAGUCUUAAAAUUUAUUUCACAAAACAAGAAAUCAAUUAAUAGUUGUGAUCUUAAGAAACUAAUGACUUGCUAUCAAACAAAUGAAUUCAGUGGAUGUAGUCUUGAAAGUCACUUAAUGGAUCCCCAACUUAAGUGCAAUACCUUAAAAGUGAAGACCGCUGAAGAAGAUGUUGAUAUCAUUCUUCCCGAUUGGUUUGUCUAUGAAUACCACAAAGGAGUCAUUCGUCCGGCGCUUAUGAAUGUGAUUCAAAUGAAGACUCACGUACUCUAUCCUCAAUUAGAAGACUUUUCGCAGCCAUCGAGCUUUGACUGUACAUUAAGUCUAAGAAAAUUUCUUUACGGAUUACUUCGCACAGACACUAAAAUUAUGUCACAAAUCAAAGUAAUGACUCGAAAGGAUUUAAAUAGAUUUGAUCACUUGGUUUCACCACAACUCAAGAUAUCUGAAUUACAAGAAUUACCAGUUUUGGCAAACAUCAGAAAGUUGGCAAUUCAUAAAAGAAGAGCUCUAUUGCUGUCAAUUCUCAGAGUCACCGAAGGACUCAUUAAUAGAAUCAAAGUGUCUCUUAUGGUCUUUGAUUUGUGUCAAGACGUCUCAUCCAUUGAUAGCACAACUCUUAUUAUAAUUUUAUUAAUUUAUUGGAGGAUUCAUAACAAAGAAAGCAAUUGGAAAACAUUUAUUGGAUCCAUAAUUCUAAGUAUUAUUUAUUAUCUCAAUGAAGACCUGUCUAAUGAAGAAUGUUGGACUCAACUCUGUAUUCCACCAAAGAGUAGCCAACAAUUUAAUGUCCAAUUUGUUCACAAUUUCUCACAAUUUCAGUCGUGCUUUCAUAUGUUUCACUUUAUUAAUACAAUUUUGGAAAAUCCAAUUCGUGAAGGAAACCCAUACUUUUGUUUGAAUGGUAUCUUUAUAUACAACACUUCAAAACAACUGUCAAAUGAUGACAAUUACAAAGCAUUUGUCUGUCAGUUAUUCAAGAACUACCCAUUAAUGGCCAACAUUUAUAAUGAAAUCAUUCAAUUGGUUGUGUUUGACAUCAAUGGUAAUGCAGUCAACGAUAUAAAUCAAAAUUAUCUAAUUUCUAACUAAACUUCAAAU